AAGGGCGGUCCUCGGUAGAAAAAGGAAAGUAUGGAACACAGGCAGCAGAGUUUUGACGGGAAGGUACACGGCCAAAACGAUAAAAUAUAGGACGUCUUUGAGGCUAAACAUCUUCAAAAGGAUAUGUAAUUUGCUGCUUAUUAGCCUACGCCUGUAUUUCUUUUGUUAAUCUGUAUUCUCCGCUGUGUGUUUGUUUAAAGUUACCCGACUCGUGUUGGUGUGAUUUUGAUUGAUUAGUCAGUUAAGAUUAUCAGUAACGUUACAUUCAUGGCUUUGCUAGCGAGCGAUCAGGGCUGCAAACUGAACGGGACGUCGGCGAUUUACGGCCGAGUUGGACCAAAAAAAGAAGUGUUUCAAGGCCAAACGGAGGGCUUUAAAACUGGCAAAAUGCAGCCAAAAGAGACGGAGUAUUCAACAGAUGGCCUGCCCAAAGCCUUUCUGCACAGCCUGAGGACCCUGUUUGACAUUUUGGAUGAUGGUGGACGGGGCUAUGUCCACAUCUCCGAGAUCGAGAGCCGCUGGCAGGGGGCAGACACCCGGGAACUGCCCGGCGGGGUGCUGGGCUGCCUCAGGAGGGUCACCCCACCGCAUGGCUGCCUCACCUUUGAGCGGUUCGUUGCGGGGCUGCGUUACUCCAUGCUCAACCCCGAGCACAGCGCCCUUUUCAAAGCCCAGGCUGCUGUUCACCCACAGCAGGCACCAAAGCAGCCCCAGAAACCCGACCCGCUGUCCACAUGCAGUGUUGGGACACGGGUUGAGAACAAGGUUCGUCCGCUGGGACCGAGCAACUUGACAAACACCCAGCAGCACCGGGCGUCGUCUCUGCAAAGCCGGGCCAGGCCAGAGGAGGGGCCUGGGUACCCCGCGUGUGGACCUGUGCGGUACGGCGCGGGCUUCGAGAGGCCCGGGCGGAGUUUGGAGCAGAGUUCCGUCGCUACAGGCGGCGGGUGUUACCGGGCCACCAAAACCACCAAACCCACACAGCCUCAACAGAGCCGGGUCAGGUCAAUUGAGUCGCUCGCUCUGGAGUCACCGCAGCUCCAAGGAAGUGUUGUGAAAUCAGGCUUACCAAGAUCUCAGAGCGAAUCAGCAACAGGAUUUACUAGCGGAUCCAGGCGACAUGGGCGGAGUCGGGAAGAGCAGAGGCGGCAUACCAUAUCCAACGGAGUCGAUUACGGAAUGUUGAAGCAAAUGAAAGAGCUGGAGCAGGAGAAGGACUCCCUGCUGGCGGGCCUGGAGGUGGUGGAGCGGGCCCGCGACUGGUACCAAGGACAAAUCCACAACGUCACAGAGAGACAGCGGCAGGUCGGCCAGAGCUCCCACUGCACGGAAUUCUUCACGGAAGCCAAUCAGAGUCGCAUGAAUGUUCUAAUUCCCAAAUUGCAAGAAGUCAACCGCUGCCUUAACGACCUUAUUUCCUGCUCUGGGAUGCAGUCAUUUCCUUCCAGCGCUGCUCAGACAGCAGCUAAUCCCAAGCCUCCGGGUCCAGCCCCUCCACAAGCCAUCCAGAGACUGAAGGACCAGAACCGACUUCUCACACAGGAGGUGACGGAGAGGAGCGAGCGGAUCGCGCAGCUGGAGCAGGAGAAGUCAGCAUUGAUAAAACAGCUUUUUGAGGCUCGAGCCCACAGUGCACAAGACACCAGCACCAUGGACUCCACUUUCAUCUAACAAAAAAGUUACACUCUAACCAACAGCAUAGCAUGUUGGCACCAUGAUUCAGCAUGGAAUCAUGGUGAUGCUCGUCUGGAGCAAAACGUUUACAAGACUGUAAGCUGACUGUUGUUUACCCACACUUGCAGUAGCAGUGACGCACCUUUCAGCCAUGACAACCCCUCACCCAUGACUGCAGCAUGUAGCUUCUCCACU
Messenger RNA from Etheostoma cragini (Arkansas darter), 1869 nucleotides. RefSeq names its product suppressor APC domain containing 2 (gene sapcd2). The coding region runs from base 268 to 1671 and encodes 467 amino acids. Lineage: Eukaryota; Metazoa; Chordata; Actinopteri; Perciformes; Percidae. The record is from RefSeq and is a predicted model, not a curated record. The transcript is spliced from 6 exons.